UUAGAGCUACACCAAAAUUGCAUUGAGCCAAACUUGCCACCAAGAGCCCAACAGUCACCAUGAUGCUGAGCAUGGAAGGCAGGGAAGGGUUCGCGGUGAAGGUCAGGGGCCUACCCUGGUCCUGCUCAGCCGAUGAAAUGAUGCGCUUCUUCUCUGAUCUCAAGAUCCAAAAUGGCACAUCGGGUAUUCGUUUCAUCUACACCAGAGAAGGCAGACCAAGUGGUGAAGCAUUUGCUGAACUUGAAUCUGAAGAGGAAGUGAACUUGGCUUUGAAGAAGGGCAGAGAAACCAUGGGACACAGAUACGUUGAAGUAUUCAAGUCUAACAGUGUUGAAAUGGACUGGGUGUUGAAGCAUACAGGUCCGAAUAGCCCUGAUGCUGCCAACGAUGACUUUGUCCGGCUUAGAGGACUCCCAUUUGGCUGUAGCAAGGAAGAGAUUGUUCCGUUCUUUUCAGGGUUGGAAAUUGUGCCAAAUGGGAUGACACUGCCAGUGGACUUUCAGGGGCGAAGCACAGGGGAAGCCUUUGUGCAGUUUGCUUCACAGGAGAUAGCUGAGAAGGCCUUAAAGAAACACAAGGAAAGAAUAGGGCACAGGUACAUUGAGAUCUUCAAGAGUAGCCGAGCUGAAGUUCGAACCCACUAUGAUCCCCCUCGAAAGCUCAUGGCUAUGCAGCGGCCAGGUCCCUAUGAUAGGCUGGGGGCUAGCAGAGGGUAUAAUAGCAUUGGCAGGGGAGCUGGGUUUGAAAGGAUGAGGCGUGGUGCCUAUGGUGGAGGGUAUGGAGGCUAUGAUGACUAUGGUGGCUAUAAUGAUGGCUAUGGCUUUGGGUCUGAUAGAUUUGGAAGAGACUUCAAUUACUGUUUUUCAGGAAUGUCUGAUCAUAGAUAUGGAGAUGGUGGGUCCAGUUUCCAGAGCACCACAGGGCACUGUGUACACAUGAGGGGGUUACCUUAGAGAGCCACUGAGAAUGAUAUUUAUAAUUUCUUCUCACCUCUUCAUCCCAUGAGAGUACAUAUUGAAAUUGGACCCGAUGGCAGAGUUACCGGUGAGGCAGAUGUUGAAUUUGCUACUUGUGAAGAUGCUGUGGCAGCUAUGGCAAAAGACAAAGCUAAUAUGCAACACAGAUAUGUGGAGCUCUUCUUAAAUUCUACUGCAGGAACAAGUGGGGGUGCUUACGAUCACAGCUAUGUAGAACUUGGUUUGAAUUCUACAGCAGGGGCAAGUGGUGGCGCUUAUGGUAGCCAAAUGAUGGGAGGGAUGGGCUUAUCCAACCAGUCUAGUUAUGGAGGUCCUGCUAGCCAGCAGUUGAGUGGUGGUUAUGGAGGUGGUUAUGGUGGUCAGAGCAGUAUGAGUGGAAAUGACCAAGUUCUGCAGGAAAACUCCAGUGACUAUCAGUUAAACCUUACUUAG
Molecule: messenger RNA, 1409 nt
Organism: Rhinopithecus roxellana (golden snub-nosed monkey)
Lineage: Eukaryota; Metazoa; Chordata; Mammalia; Primates; Cercopithecidae
Product: heterogeneous nuclear ribonucleoprotein H2-like
Exons: 1
Biological process (GO): regulation of RNA splicing
Cellular component (GO): nucleoplasm; ribonucleoprotein complex
Molecular function (GO): RNA binding
Source: RefSeq, a predicted model, not a curated record